CAAUAAAUGUAAAUUGAAAGUGCUUUAAAUUUUUUUUUUAAAUAAACAUUGACUAAUAAAAAUAAAAAUCUUUAACGCUAUUUGUUUAAUGUGAUCCGCAUCCUGUUGAACUAUUUCCUAUCCAACUGUGUAACUAGCAGUUAUCAUCAGAUAGAGACAGACAUUCAAGACAUCUAAUUUAACGAAGAAAUGAGGACCGGGACCAAUCUGGUGUCUAUGAUUUGUGUGGCUUGCAUCAUCACUGUGUGUAAAGAAUGUAUUGGAGAAGUGGUUUGUGCUAAAAUGACACUGAAUAGCGAGACAUUUCAAGUUUUAGCGAAGAAGGAGGAGCUCGAGAAUUUUGUGCCGAGAUAUCACAAUUGUAUAGCAACGGAAACCUCUUCAAUGAAUGAAGUUUAUUUAAAAUUUAUGGUAACGUUGGAGGAUCAUCAUAAAUUCACAACGUACAAUAUUUUUAAUAGUGCUAAUAUUCAAUUUGACAUUAAUCCCAAAUUUCAAUGUGAUUUGCAAAAAUGUGUAAAUACUAUAACUUUAAGUAUGGAAUGUUCUCGAAUAGGAAAUAUUCUUUGUCGUCUGCUGAUUUUUGAAGUCAUGAAUGAAUUAGAAACAACGUUGAAGCACGCUGGCAGUCAUCUCAAUUGUUCCUCGUUGUCUGACUGUAACUGCAACGCAACAUUGUUUCUUAAUUCAGGUACAACUACAACUACAACUACAACUAAUUUCACACAACAUAUACAAUCAUCCGCUCAGUCAAACUACGGCACAUCUACAGUAUUUGAAAAUCAACAAAAGUUGAACAAAAGUCUUUCAGUGAAUAGCACACACUCGACAAAUACAAAUGCGAUCAUAAUCGUUGUCGUGGUUUGUACGUCUAUCAUUUGCAUUGCUGUUCUAGCGGUUUACUAUUUUUAUACUAAGAAUACUUCAAGAAGAAAAACUGCUCAAAACGGAUAUGAUUUAACAAUGAACGAAAACAAGAAUAACAUCCCUACAAUUGAUAUAGCUCAGUCCAAUACACAGGGUAUAACUUAUAAUACUUCUGUCAUCAGUGAUAUGGACGUGAUUGACUAUCAUGUAUGCCAACUAAAGACUAACAAUUACAUUAACUGUAUGAGCACCGAAGACCGGAUAGAAACUUCGAAUUUCCAAACAAGAUCUACCUCUAUUUCUUCUACAAAUAUUUACACAAAAGACGGGACAGAGUAUGCCAGACUUGGCGACAAAGUUAGAUUAGAUUUAAAUGAUUAUGAUUUUCUACUUUCCCAAAAGGCGUCUCUGAGCAUGCAAAGUGCUACGGUCUGUACACAAAAUGUAAAAACCUCUAAUCCACCACUUGUAGAUGAUGGGGAAGAUACUAUUUCUCGGGGUAGCUAUCCGUCAAGAAGUUCCUAUAUCCUGGGUAAGGAUGUUCAGGACUUAGUGCUAGAUGCUCCAACAAAUCCUUAUACCUUGGCUAAGAAUGUUUAAGUUUCAGUGAUAAAUACCCCAACAAAUCCUUAUGUCUUGUUUAAGAAUUUUCAAGUUUCAGUGAUAGAUAUUACAA
Messenger RNA from Biomphalaria glabrata, 1543 nucleotides. RefSeq lists its product as uncharacterized. The transcript has 3 exons. Bases 190 to 1467 code for a protein of 425 amino acids. NCBI's taxonomy places the organism in Eukaryota, Metazoa, Mollusca, Gastropoda, Planorbidae. The record is from RefSeq and is a predicted model, not a curated record.